This is a messenger RNA of Closterium sp. Naga37s-1, 1041 nucleotides long. NCBI's taxonomy places the organism in Eukaryota, Viridiplantae, Streptophyta, Zygnematophyceae, Desmidiales, Closteriaceae. The record is from the annotation of a GenBank genome assembly.
AUGACUGUACGGUCAGCGAUCGACUUAGACCUGAAUCAACGGCCAGAAAUCCUCGUCGCGAUCGAGGAGAGCUUAUCGCGAUGCCUCGUCCAAUCAGAUCUCGAGGGCGUGCCUGGGGUCGGGCCGAAGCAAGAGGGGAAGGUUCGGGACGUGUACACUGCCAAGCCUGCGGCAGGUUCGGCGGCGAGUAGCGACAGCAACAGCAACACGGACGAAGAACUGCUUGUGGUGGUGCUGAAUCAGACGAGUGCGUGGUGGUUCGAGCAGACAGCACCCAUCGUACCCAACGCCUUCCUCUCCUCUCCUCACCUCGUGCUGAACCAGACCAGCGCGUGGUGGUUCGAGCAGACGGCACCCAUCGUACCCAACGCCUUCCUCUCUUCGCCCGAUCCCAACGUCACCAUCUUCCGGAAAUGCAAAGUCUUCACCGUCGAGUUUGUCGUGCGUGGAUACAUCACGGGCACCACCAGUACGUCCCUGUGGACCGUAUACAACGAUGGGGCUCGGUCCUACUGUGGGAACGACCUGCCUGAAGGUCUGUGCAAGAACGACCGCCUAUCAGCCAACAUUCUGACCCCCACCACCAAGGCAGCCGAUCACGACGAGCCAGUCACACCAGAGGAGAUCGUCUCGCGCGGGCUCAUGACCCGGGAGGAGUUUGAGACCACCAGGGACUUGGCUCUAAAGCUGUUUGCUUUCGGGCAGCAGGUGGCGGGGGAGCACGGGCUGAUUCUUGUGGAUACGAAAUACGAGUUUGGGAAGGAUUCUGACGGCAACAUUCGACUCAUUGAUGAGGUGCACACACCCGACUCCAGCCGCUAUUGGAUCGCAUCCACAUACGAGCAGAGGCAUGCAGAAGGGUUGGAGCCGCAGAAUAUAGACAAGGAGUUUCUGCGGCUCUGGUUCAAGGAAAACUGCGACCCCUACAAUGAUAAGACUCUCCCUGCAGCGCCCGCUCAUCUCAUUACGGAGCUAUCUUGGCGCUACAUUGCACUGUACGAGGCAAUCACCGGGCGGCGCUUCCACCUUCCCGACGUCAAG